AUGCUGUCCAGAAUCCCAGGAGCACGCCUGGGGAGGUCAUGGAUCACAGCGGUUGGAAGGUCGCAGCGCGCUUUGGCCAGCGACACCCAGGAGCUGGUCCUGAUGGAGCCCCUCCGUGAGAAGGGCGUGGCCUUGCUCACCCUGAAUCGACCGAAAGCCCUCAACGCGCUCUCCGACGGCCUCAUGCGUGCUCUAGCAGAGAAGCUCCAGCAGGUCGACGGCGAUUCGACGCUUCGGGCAGCUGUAGUCACCGGCACGGGCAAAGCCUUCGCUGCCGGCGCAGACAUCAAGGAUGCCAACCUUAGCGACCUGCUGGUAUUGGAGGGUUGGUUGCAGCAGCCUCUGUUGGUGUACUUCAUCAACACGGACUCUAGUACUGCCCGCCGUGCUCACAUUGAGCAGCAAGCGAAAGAUCUGGGGCUGCCGCUACAGCGCUUCAGGGCGAUCGACACCACGGACAUCGCCUCCGGACGCUUCGAUGCUGCCUACGUCUCACGACAGGGGCUAGAUCCUCUCUUGCUCUCUUCAGGACCGGAUCGUUCCAUCAACGGUACAGUUGCCUGCUUCGUGAGCCAUGCGAGCUUGAUGGAGCAGAUUGCUCGGAACUACUCCGAAGACCGUGUCGCACUGAUUUUAGAGGAUGAUGUGCUCUUGCCCACCGACUUGCUUCGAAGGGUUCGCCAUGUGCUUGAAUGCGCCCCUUCCGACUGGUCACUGCUGAAGGUUUCCUCCUGGGGAGCGAUGCGACAGUCGAACUCUGUCAGGCCGCUGCGAACACUCUGGCAGUCUAUUGGCUUCCAGCUCCGCGGCGUGUUGACAAUGCUGGACUUUCAGGGCCAUGUGACUCUGGACCAGUACUGCCCCGAUCUGUAUCAGAUGAGAGAGCCAUUCACAGAAGAUCCGCCGCCCGUGAGGCACUGCUGGGAUUUUCGGGCCUAG
Molecule: messenger RNA, 939 nt
Organism: Symbiodinium sp. CCMP2592
Lineage: Eukaryota; Dinophyceae; Suessiales; Symbiodiniaceae
Source: the annotation of a GenBank genome assembly